AAUAUAUACAGGAUAUAAAGAUAUUAUUAAAUAAAUCAUGCUUGUUUUAGUAUUAGGAGAUUUGCACAUUCCGCACAGAUGUAGUAGUCUUCCAAGCAAAUUUAAAAAACUAUUGGUGCCUGGUCGAAUACAGCAUAUUUUAUGUACAGGCAAUCUUUGUACUAAAGAAUCAUAUGAUUAUUUGAAAACAUUAGCUAGUGAUGUGCAUGUUGUUAGAGGAGACUUUGAUGAGAAUUUAAAUUAUCCAGAACAAAAAGUUGUUACCGUUGGACAGUUUAGAAUAGGAUUAUCACAUGGUCAUCAAGUUGUGCCUUGGGGAGAUCCUGAAUCAUUAGCUUUAAUUCAAAGGCAAUUAGAUGUUGAUAUUUUAAUAUCAGGUCAUACACAUAAAUUUGAAGCAUAUGAGCAUGAAAAUAAGUUUUAUAUCAAUCCUGGUUCUGCAACAGGAGCAUAUAAUCCCCUUGAUACAUCAGUCAUUCCAUCUUUUGUUCUUAUGGAUAUCCAGAGUUCAACAGUUGUAACUUAUGUAUAUCAACUUGUUGGUGAUGAAGUAAAAGUUGAAAGAAUUGAGUAUAAAAAGAGUUAAAAUAUAUAUAAAGGUUUGAAAAUAUGAUAUAUUUACAUUAAAUAAUGCAUAGCAUCCAUUUCACAGAAUUCAGUAUCAUAAUUCAAUAACAAUUCGUACAUAACAUCUAUGAGAUAUUAUGUAUAUUUGAAUUGGCAUUUAAACCAAUCUUAUAUGGAAGUUAAAAUUGUAACAUAUAUUAAUUGUAAAU
Megachile rotundata (alfalfa leafcutting bee) is the source of this 776-nucleotide messenger RNA. It is a transcript of the gene Vps29, whose product is annotated as vacuolar protein sorting 29. Gene Ontology annotation, cellular component: retromer complex. The record is from RefSeq and is a predicted model, not a curated record. NCBI's taxonomy places the organism in Eukaryota, Metazoa, Arthropoda, Insecta, Hymenoptera, Megachilidae. Gene Ontology annotation, biological process: retrograde transport, endosome to Golgi.